Owenia fusiformis is the source of this 390-nucleotide messenger RNA. NCBI's taxonomy places the organism in Eukaryota, Metazoa, Annelida, Polychaeta, Sabellida, Oweniidae. The record is from the annotation of a GenBank genome assembly.
AUGAAGGUCGUACCAUACGUUGAUAAUGCUGAUAAAUGGCACAAAAUCAUCAGAGCAGCUAGAAUGAAUAAUAUCACGACACAGGUUGGGUUUGGAAAACAUAGAACUGGUUAUAUUCCAGUUAACGCGAUAAAGCAACCUGUUCACAUGAUAUCACCUUUACAAGCUGUUGUCGAUCGUGCAAAGUCCCAGAUGAAACAACAAAAAGAAGAAUCACGUGACCAGGAUCUCGGAUCUUAUAAAUUGAAGCGCAUCACCUCGCCGAUGUCAGUCAAGAGGUCGAAACCUAAAAAGAAAGUACCGAAAACUAGUUCCAAGAGAAACAACAAGAAGCCGAAACGUAGAUUAGGGCAGUCGACGUCACCAAAGUCAGCAUGGAAUUCAAAUUAG